GGGGAGCUGAAAAUCUCAUCAUUUCUGAACAGACCAUUAAUAUGCUGUGUUUGCAAAGCUUCCAAGAAGGAUUGGAGGAUUGAGCCAUGGGAAACAAAAGUAAUUGGGAUGUGGAGCCCAAUGGGACUGUGAUUGUGCCAGAGAUAAAGGAAAAAACAGAGAAGGAGAAGGAUGGGCUACAAGAAAGAGGUCAAUGGACCAACAAAGUGGAGUUUGUGCUUUCUGUGGCUGGAGAGAUCAUUGGUCUGGGAAACGUUUGGCGAUUUCCUUAUCUCUGCUACAAGAAUGGAGGCGGUGCCUUCUUAAUUCCAUAUUCCAUCUUUCUCUUUACCUGUGGAAUUCCAGUCUUCCUCUUGGAGACAGCUUUGGGGCAAUACACUAGUCAAGGAGGGAUUACUGCCUGGAGAAAGAUCUGCCCUAUCUUUGAAGGAAUUGGAUAUGCUUCACAAGUGAUUGAAUCUUAUCUGAAUAUUUAUUACAUUGUCAUUCUGGCUUGGGCCCUGUUUUACCUCUUUAACUCCUUCUCAGCUGUAUUACCCUGGGCCAAUUGCAAUAAUGACUGGAAUUCAGAAUACUGUGUGGACUUUCUGAAUGUCUCCGAUCCUGGGAAUAAUACUAAUGCCACCUCUCCAGUUAUCGAGUUCUGGGAGAGGCGAACACUGAAAAUAACAGACGGUAUUCACAAUCUGGGCACUGUGCGCUGGGAGUUGGCUCUCUGCCUCUUGCUGGCCUGGAUCAUCUGCUAUUUCUGCAUCUGGAAAGGAGUCAAGUCCACUGGCAAAGUAGUCUACUUCACUGCCACUUUCCCUUAUCUAAUGUUGAUCGUGCUGCUGAUUCGAGGAGUCACUCUCCCUGGGGCUUUAGAUGGAAUUAUAUUCUACUUAAACCCAGACAUUUCCAGACUGGCGGAUCCUCAGGUAUGGAUGGAUGCAGGUACUCAGAUCUUCUUUUCGUAUGCGAUCUGCCAAGGAUGCUUGACAGCUCUUGGCAGCUACAACAAAUACAACAACAAUUGUUACAGGGAUUCCUUUAUGCUCUGUUUCCUGAACAGUGCUACAAGCUUUGUGGCUGGCUUUGCCAUCUUCUCUGUAUUGGGUUUCAUGGCACAGGAACAAGGUAUCCACAUUUCAAAAGUAGCUGAAUCAGGUCCUGGCCUAGCAUUCAUUGCUUACCCCAAAGCAGUAACCAUGAUGCCUAUAUCUCAGCUGUGGUCCUGUUUGUUCUUCCUUAUGCUGAUCUUCUUGGGGCUGGACAGUCAGUUUGUCUGUGUCGAGAGCUUAGUGACUGCCAUUGUUGACUUGUUCCCGGAAAUCUUCCGUAAGAAAGGACGUAGGGAGCUGCUGAUCCUUGGCAUUGCUGUGAUCUGCUAUCUGAUUGGCUUGCUGCUCGUCACGGAGGGUGGAAUGUACAUCUUCCAGUUGUUUGAUUAUUAUGCAGCCAGUGGCACAUGCCUUCUCUUCCUUGCCAUCUUUGAAGUUAUCUGCAUUGCGUGGGUUUAUGGAGCUGAUCGUUUUUAUGACAAUAUUGAGGAUAUGAUUGGCUACCUACCCUGGCCUCUGAUUAAAUACUGCUGGCUCUAUCUCACACCUGGUAUUUGUCUGGCGACCUUCCUGUUUUCGCUCAUUAGAUACCAACCACUCAAAUACAACGUCAUAUAUGAAUAUCCUCCAUGGGGGAUCGCUGUGGGUUGGUUGUUGGCAUUGUCCUCUAUGAUCUGCAUACCAGCCCAUAUUAUAUUCAUCCUCCUGAAAACCAAAGGAUCUUUAAAAGAGCGAUUAUGCCAGCUCACUGCUCCAUCAGAAGACUUGCCCCAGCCAAAGAAGCAUCUGAUUGGCAGUUCUGGAUGGGAAUGCUCUGAACUGGGAUCCCAGCAGCCAGUCAAGGAAGUGGUUGUCAUGACGGAGAAGGAAACCAACUUCUAGAGCUUGUUUACAUUCUGGAAGGGUCUCUUCAUAUUUCUGGAGACUUCUGCUUAUAUCCAGGCUGAGUUUCCCCUGAGGUCUUCCUUACUCUCUUAAGAUGUUAGCAACUUCUUUUUGUACUUGCUAACAACUGAUUCCAGGAUGGAACAGGACCAACAAUUGCUUUUCCAUCAGUACAAGAGCAGCUGUGAAAUUGUCAGGGUGAGGAUCAUAGCUCAGGAUCUCCAUGAAACCCUUUCCACUGACCGUGUUGGAGAACGAACUUGUUGCUUUGUGAAUGCUGCACGUACACUCUAUCAUUGAACUGUAUCGUGUUCUGUUUGUAAGAGUUAAGUAGUCAGCAUGAUAAGGUUGCCUGAAAACCAUCCGUUGAAGCUGGCCAACCUAGGCAUCGUUCAUUUUUUAAAACAUUCUUCCACUGCUACCUCCACUCUUUGUUGCAAUGUUACGAAUUCUGUGAAAACCCUAAUCCAAGAAGCUCUUAGAUUAUGAAAGCUAAUUCAUUUUAGCCAAAAGCGUACUCUGUAACAGCAGGAUGAAUGCCUCUUGGACAAGUUUGAUGGAUUACUUUUUUCUGUUGUUCUCAACAGUUUACAUAAAUCUGCUAAAGUGAGGGCUUCUUUCAACAAAUAUCACACCAAUCUGUUUGGACUUUCUAAAUUAAAAUUGAUUGAACAGCCUCUCCCGCUUCAUGACAGCCCAGAGGAGGGAAAGAUGGCAAAUUAGAAGCAAAAUAAUUUUGUGAGAUCCUUCCUUCACACUCUCUCCCUUCUCUCUUGGAGAAAAGACUGGCACUGAAAGGCUGACAGUCUUUCAGUUUGAAUAUACCUCAUCUGACAGUGCUCCACAUGAACAUCCUUGAGUUGUUGGAAAACUAGAAAAAAAAAUGUGAAUUGAGUGGGAACUGCUGUAAAAUGAAAUGCCAAAAUUACCUUAGUGUGUGUUGGAUAUGCAUUGGAAAUAACAAACUUGAGAAUGACCCACUCCUGGACACUACCUUAGCACAGUGAUGCAAAAACUUGCAUAUGAUUUAUAACACAAAAGUAAGAAUAAGAAAUGAAAUUUACAAUCAGCCAGAAGAGCAAGAGUUGUGCAGAGCGGGCUGGUUUGUCUGCCUUUGUUUCUUGUAUGACUGCUCUAUUUUUUUAAAAGACAGUUUAAUAUGCUCUGAUGCAGUAUGAAUGUCCUCAGAAUUUCUCCCAUGGCACUUAGUAUUCUUACAAAGUGACAGAAUACUUUGUUUCUCUUACAAGAUCAUCAGACCUGAGGCUUCCUGAACAGUUCUUUGCAUCUGUAUUCGGAAAUGUCCUGUGUCCCAAGCAAUGCACAGUUUCCAAGAAACUCUAUAUACCAGUGUUUCUCAACCUUGGCCAUUUUAAGAUGUGUGGACUUCAACUCCCAGAAUUCCCCAGUCAGCAUGUCAACUGAAGUCCACACAUCUUAAAGUUGCCAAGAUUGAGAAACACUGGUAUAUACAACUCAAGUCAUUGUCCCUUGCUGUAAUAGUGCUUGUGAAUUUGACUUUUCAACAAAGAUGUCUGCGGAGAGUAUUAAAAAAAAGUCGAGAUGAUGACCAUAGUUACAUAAUUGAAGCCUUGCCCACUUUUCCCAUGUGUUGCCCAAGUGAUGCAUGCAAAAAAGGGGUGGGGUUUCAUGAGUGUGUUUGUGGUCACCAUUUUGACUUUUUCAAACUUUCCCACUGAUACCCCUACUUUCAGCUUAGCUUUAAAUAAUAUAUCCCAAUAGCAGGGAAUUUUAUAUGAAGUUACCAGUUUGCAUGGUGCUAUUUCAGAUUGCAGAGGAACAAGGGAAAGAUGCAGUAGGCUGCUUUUAGAUUUAUUUGAGAUGAAGAUAAAAUUUUAUCUUCACUUAUCUGAGAGCAAGUAAGUAGUACUUGAAAGUAAGAAAAUCAAGGCAUUUUAAUAUUGUUUGCUUUUUAUCACAUGUAAUAACUCAAUAAGUUUCUGAAGAAUAAUUAGAUGGGGCAGUUCAUGUUCUUCCCAGUCCACAUUUUCCCCAAGAGUUUCCAGCCUGGGAAAAUGUGAUAUCUUUAUCACAUUUCCCUGUGUCCAGUGCAACUUCUCCUUGCCUUAGCUUCCUCCUUCCCCAGCUAGAUGUGUAGGGACUACUGGAAGUCAAGAUUGAUUAACUGGAGGAGGUGAGAUAGACAAAAGGGUUGAAUGGGUGGUCAUAGGAAUGGGAUAAAAGAAACCUCACCUGCCCAUCAGUUGGUUGUUUCCACUGAGCUAUUUUGCAUGUUUAGUGAGAUGUAGAUAGAGCUAAAUGAACAUAUUAAGAUCACAGAUGUCGCAUGGCUAUGCUCGUAAUCCUGAGCUAUCAAAUUCAUCAACCAAAAAGAGAAAAUUUCAGUGGGACCAUUAACCUAUUCAGGCAAUGGGGAUCUCUGGGUAGGAGAUGAAGGAGAAAGUGGGACUAUAUGAAACCAAACUAAUCUCCUUUAUCUAUGAUCCAUGUGCUUAGUAAACUAUGUGCUUAGUUUACUUGGAGGAAGGAAAGGGAUUUCAAUAUGUGUAGGUGCUUGGUGACUUUAUGACUGUGAUAAAGUCAUUCAUUCAUUCAUUCAUUCAUUCAUUCAUUCAUUCAUUCAUUCAUUCAUUCAUUUGAUAGGAAUUCUACAGCUGGGAUGGGAACUCUGUCCCAUCAGCAUUCCCUUCACAGAAGUCUUCCAUGUAGAAGGUUCCUCCCUUCUAACCAAAUUGAUAUGUUUUGGUUUCUUCCAAUUUCUAAUUUUUCUGGAUGUAAUACUACAUUGUGUUUCUGGUCAUUUUUAAAAAAUUCCAUGAAAAUGCAUAAACAUUUUGUAUUCUAAUGUAUGCAUUUUACAAAUGUUGUCUAAUAUGCACACAUUUUAGCAAGAACAUUUCCCUAUAAGUAUAUUUUCCAUGCACUUCCACCAAGAUACACAUUUCUGCAUGCACUGUAUUUGCUAUUGCAUUUUCUAUGCUUUUUUUUUUUUUUUUAACAGAACUGCAUUGUAACAUUUGGAAAACUGCAAACGCCAAAGGGUAGCUGUUUCGUUCUGUGUAUUGGCUGGAAAUAAAAAAUGGAUAUGUCUGUAUGAAAAUAUGAACUAAGCACAUAUCAUAUAUCUAUUAUAUCUCUAACUUGUACAUUCCUAAUUGUCCACCAUGAAGCAAAAUCACAGAAAGCACGCUUGUCUUCGGCAUCUUCAUGCAAAUAAGAUGAUCUUUGCAAAGUUGCCAAUUUACUAAUUUGCUUUUUAUUAUCCCUACUUCUGGCCUUCCACUGCAGUCUGACCUGCAGAUAUUAAGCAUCUGAAUGGUUUCUCUUCCAGUUGGUCCAAUUCUGGAAGUCAAUCAAAUUUCCAUUUGUAACUAUUUUCCAAGCCAUUCCAAUUGGUCAGUUUACCGCACCCACACACACAACCUCUGUACAAUUGGUGACACUCACUUCAGUAUGUAUGCCUCUCAUCUGUUAGCAGUGGCUCUGUACUUAAAUGAGAGAUGAUGACAAAUUGAGAAAUUUCUCCAAAGUUUGCUACAUGGAAACAAUGUUAGCUCCAUCCAUAUUGAGCUAUUUUUCAUGGGCACACAUCUAUGUAUACACGAUAAUCCUUUGUACAUAAGAUACAGUCAAUAAACCCAUUUCCUUAUGAAGGCAAUGGUUUUAAAAAAAUUUGGUUUGGGUUUCUUUGGAGAUCAGAAACCUGUGAUCUAUGGCUAAGAAAAAAAUGUGGUCAGUGUGGUAAUUAAUUAGUAGCUGACAGCACUGAAACUUUUGAGCCAUAAACUCAGAUACUGACCGUGCUUCAUUUUCAGAACUUGAGAACCUUUGGCUCACACAUAGAUCACAGAAGGUCAGGUGAAAUCCAAUAGCUGAUUUGUUGCCUGAUCAAACUUGGUCACUUUGCUAUGAUUUGUUGCAAGCAGCUAACAUUAUUGAUAGAGCAGAUCUAUAAUUGGUCUUUCAACCUCUGUACAGAUGCUGGUAUAGCCAGAGACGGGCUAAUAAAUUUUUAAAGGAGGGUGUUCUGCUUUGACUAGAAAUAAACUAGAGGUACAUGCUCCUGUGCCAUUAUUAUCAUCAACCUGAUGUGCUAAAGCUUAGAUAAAUAAUGCUUUGCCAAUCGGUGCCAAGUGCACUGAUACUAAGGACAUAAAUGUAAGUUAUGAGAAAUAUUUUAGUGCCUGUAUCCUGUUCAAAGCAUGGAAGUAGUGCUAAUCAUAAAAAUCUGAAAUUUCACGUAACAAAUAAAGGCCAAAACCUGUAUGUAUGACAAGUCACAAAACAUGUAUUUUGUGGAGUGGGUGGGGGAGACUGAUGAAAAUGCUUUUCACUGCCCAGCAUUGUUGCAAACAGAGAACUAGGCUGUAUCUCUCAAUCAUGUUUAUUUUCUAAGAAUGCUGAGGUAGA
This is a messenger RNA of Python bivittatus (Burmese python), 6317 nucleotides long. The record is from RefSeq and is a predicted model, not a curated record. Lineage: Eukaryota; Metazoa; Chordata; Lepidosauria; Squamata; Pythonidae.